AUGCGACCGUCGGCUACGCGGGCGCGACCGAAGGCGCUCCUGCGGACUCUAACUACCAGCAAAAAGAACAGGCCUUCCUCGACGCCAACGAUCUCUCCAAGUCGGUAUUUUAAUGAAGCUACCCUACCACCAUUUCCCGACUAUGCGACCAUCAUUGCGCGCCGGCAGGAGCCUCCUCGCGCUCCAGAAACCGCAGAGCCUGCUGCAGAGUCUAGGCUUGAGAAACAAGAUGCGAUUUCUGCAGCUCCUUCGCCGCAAGUAGAGCUCGGCCCGUCGACGGAUGUUCAGAACUCCAAACUUCAUGUGGUGGAAACUCGAACUCAAGCUACAGAAAGCCAGACGAGUACGGCGUCUACACAAACGAAUAUAGAGGAAUUCGAGUCUGCCAGCGUUUCUCAGCGUCCUGUACCUGAGAGCGAAGAACCCUCCGCAAAAUCGAUCUCCACUGUGUCUCCCAGCUCGGCGCAUGUAUCCCAUACUGCUGCACCUGAGACGCCAGUGAGCACCCAAGAUCAAGUCGCACCGGAGCCUUCUCUCUCCCCUGGUCAGCCCCGAAGAAGUCCCAAAGACCAGGAUUGUGAUGCGUUGGGCCGCGCAGGAGCGCCUACGUUGCAGGCGCCUGACGUCUCGGCUGCGCAGAGGAAGCGGGACCAACCACCGUCGCUGGCUCUUGGGGCUGUUGCGCAGCCAGAUCAACCUCUGUCGCCAGCGUCGUCCGUUGAACCCUAUUCCAACAAUACUCCAGCUCCCGCAACGGCUUCUCCGGACACAAGUCCGGGCGAGGUAGAGGAUUCGGAGGAUCAGAUAGUCAAGCCAUCGAAGCCUACGUACCAGCCAGAGACUUCUGUUCCAGAGCCACGGCCAACUUUGGUACCGUCCACCCCAGAUGAGCAGCUCAAGCUCGAGGAGGCACAGUCGCUCCAACAAAGCCAACAGAGAAUCUUGGCUGCAAGCAAAACAAUCGGAGAUCGCUCCCAGCCUGGGAACAACCCUUUGUCAAAUCAAGUGAUCAAGGAAGAUGUAGUACCAUCAGCCCCAUUGGCGACACCAUCUGUGGACCAGAUGGACGUCUCUAAAGACGAGUCGCCCUUGCCAUUGGAGAAGACUGUAAAUGCUGCCCAGCCCUCCAUGGAAACAAGCGCGGCUGGACCGGGUCUCUCUGAGAAUGCCCAGACAACUGCAGUGGCGGAAAAAUCUAUUCAACAGGCUCCUCCAGCGGCUUCAGUGUCGAGUGUCAAGAAACCUUCACCUGUUACGCCAGUACCAACCACACAGCCUCCGCCAGAAAGGAUGACAACGAGGGUUUCUUCUGGUGCCAUACGCCACAAGUCUGUUUCAGAAAUCCUUGGGGAGACCCCUAAGCCCUCGGCUACGCAAGUAGACAAGGCCUCUGCAGCUGCGGCCGUCAACGAGACUCUGCCGUCUGAGAAAGGCUCUCCUGACCCAGCAGCGCGAAUCAAGCAGAGGAAAGAGCGGGAAAAGGAGCGCACCAAGCUUUCGACUGUCGUCUUUCCCAAGCAACAGGCAGAAAGAAAUGAAUCCCUGGAUCUGGUGCGGCAAAAUGCGGGCGACUUGACGGCUGGGUUGAACGAAGAGCAGGACUAUCUGUUCACGCUCUUCCAGAACAAGGCGUAUUCGCCCCCUCGUAGUAUGCACCUCAGUACCCUUCUUGCAUCUGCCCACAAGACCUUGACUACCUCAAAUCACCUUCUCGACUACCAAGAGCAAAUGGAUUGCCGCACCCUGCGACGCAUCUAUUCGCUUCAGAAUGCCAACCGGUGGCCACUACGCCAGAUGAAGCGGUCUGUGGAACCCUCACGGCAAUGGACCCAUUGGGAUAUUCUUCUGGAUCAUAUGAAAUGGAUGCGGACAGAUUUCCGGGAGGAGCGAAAGUGGAAGAUCGCGGCCGCAAAGAGCUGCGCUGAUUGGUGUGCCGAGUAUGUCAAUAGUGAUGCAGAACAACGAGCCCAACUUCGCGUUCCUGCACGCAUACCUCCGCCGAAACCAAAGGUCGUGGAAACCCAGGAGGCCGAUACCGUUCCACCGUCUCAGGAGGACCCAUUAGAUGAAAUGGUCACUGUUUCCCAUCCGACACCAGACCUUGUUCCUUCAGCUGAAGAAGACUCCGUCAGCGAAGGGUUUGCCGAAGAGCCCCGGCCUGAUCUACGAGAUACGAUUGCUCCGGCGGCCAUCUUCUCACUGGGAUCGGACGAGUUUACGUUCUCCAUGGACAUGACUCCCGCCGCCGAAAAGCUACUUGACGAACUCCCCAUCUACACUCCCGUCAAGAUAUCUCCGGACACGAAUACGCCGAUGUUCAAAUACCAGCCGGACGCGGAUUGGAAGACGGAAAUCCUCCCUGUUUCAAAAUAUGCGACUGGUCGCAUUCGUUUCCGCGAUGAUCAGCCCGUCAGGAAACGUAGCAGAGCAGACGAACGUGGCCCUUUUCCGCCCCGAAAACAAGCACAUUCGGGAUCGCAUUCAUCCUGGCCACUCUUUCCGCCCCCCACGGAACAUCCGAUGCCCUCAGUAGGGUUCUUCGAGUCCAGGCAAUCCUCACAAUGGACAAUUGCAGAAGAUGACGAACUCCGCCGUCUGGUCAAGGAAUACUCCUACAACUGGUCUCUCAUAUCUAGCUGUCUUUCAUCUCCGUCGUUGUUCUCAUCAGGAGCCGAACGAAGAACUCCGUGGGAGUGUUUUGAGCGGUGGAUCGGGUUGGAGGGGCUCCCGGCUGAUAUGUCGAAGACUCAAUAUUUCCGAGCUUAUCACCAGAGACUGGAAACGGCCCAGCGCAAUGUGCUUGCUCAACAGCAGCAGCAACAACAACAGCAACAGCAGCAGCAGCAGCAACAGCAACCACAGCAGCAACAGCAGCAACAGCAACAGCAACAACAGCAACAGGGCAAUAAUGCGCAGGCUCAGCAACCUGUUCGGAGAAGGACAACCCAACCGAUCCGCGUCGACCGUCGGCGUUCUUCUCGACAUCUUGCUCUUCUGGAUGCCAUGCGUAAAUUGGCAAAGAAGCGUGAGACUAUGCUACAGAAGCAGCAGCAAGCCACACACCUUGCCUCCCUUCGGAAGGUCAACGAGGCGAAUCAGCCGAAGCCUCCGAUCUCGUCUCCGGCCGACUUCAGCAAGCUGAAGCAUGAACGGGAGGUGAAACUCCAGGAAAGGCAGGAACAGUACCGGCAGCAGAUGAUUGCACAGCAACGAGCAAAUCUAGCUGCUCAACGUGCCGGACAAUUGUCGAACCAGCAACCCGUAAUGAACGGCGUUCCUGGUCGCACUCCCAACGGGAUGCCAUCUAAUGGCACGCCUCAGGCAAUGCCUGGACCUGUGCCGAAUGGCAUGCCCAAUGGGAUGCCUCCUGGAGUAGGUGUGAAUCAAGGUCGACCUCAUCCCAUGCAGGGAAUGCCGAAUGGUGGUCCUGUCAAUAGCCCUAUGCCGCCUAAUGCAAUGGCCAUGAAGAUGAUGCCUCAGCCGGGAAUGCAACAGCCGAUGGGCGCGCGACCUGGGAUGCCUAUGCAGGCAUCUCCUGACAAUGCUCGGGUAAUUCGAGAGGCUAACAGGCUCCAAGAACAACAACGAAUUUUGCAGUCCCGCCAACAGCAGCAACAGCAACAGCAGCAACAGGCUCAACAGGCUCAACAGGCUCAACAGCAGCAGCAACAGCAGCAACAACAGCAGCAGCCGACACAGCAACAGCAGCAAUUUCACAACCAGCAGCAGUUCGGCCAGCAGGCAUCUCACUCGCCCAAUGUCAAUGUGUCCGGCGUGAGUAGCAAUCCGAACAACCCAGCAAUGAUUGCUGCAAUUCAGGCUGCAGGUGGGAUGCCAAGUCCUUCUUUCCACAAUGCUGCCGGCCAGGGAGUCUCGUCUGCUUCUCCUCGCAUGGGUCAGCCCAACCACCUGUCUAGUGGCGUUGUUCCAACGAUUAGCAGCAUCCAGAACCAAAUCCAACGGAACAAUCCAAACAUGCCCCCUGAACAGGUCAACAAGCUGGCCACCGAGCGUCUGCACCAGUUCCAGCAACAGCAGCAGCGUAUGUCCCAGGUCGCCAUGAAUGCUGCGGCAGGCAACAUUGGUGCUGUGCAGUCUAACUUCCAGAUCCCGCAUGACGGCAACUUCCAGGCUAACUCACAGCCGGGCAUGCCUAACGGGGGACCGGCGAUGCAGAACCCUCAAGCGCAAGGCUAUUCUCCUAUGAUGCGUGUUCCUCAGCCCAAUCAGCAGAACCGUGUCCCUGUUGGCAAUUCCCCCUCUAUGAAUGGUAACGCGCUGCCGCCGCAACAGAGCCGGAGCGCUACUCCCCAGACACAGCGAAGUAAUAGUGUCCAGGCGGGUCCCGUUCCUGGUACCAGCAAAAGUCCCCAUCCUCCUCCAGCCCAGAUGGCGAGCAACUAA
Molecule: messenger RNA, 4404 nt
Organism: Rasamsonia emersonii CBS 393.64
Lineage: Eukaryota; Fungi; Ascomycota; Eurotiomycetes; Eurotiales; Trichocomaceae
Product: MYB and HSA domain protein
Exons: 5
Coding region: 1-4404 (1467 amino acids)
Source: RefSeq, a predicted model, not a curated record